Haemonchus placei is the source of this 252-nucleotide messenger RNA. The record is from the annotation of a GenBank genome assembly. Lineage: Eukaryota; Metazoa; Nematoda; Chromadorea; Rhabditida; Trichostrongylidae.
AUGUCAAGACGUUUUUUCGGCAAGUUCUCGUGCUUUCUCGCGAGCUCGACGUUCUGCUAUCCGUUUUUCCGUUUGCUUUUCUUGAGCUAUUUGAAUGAACAGCACUCCCCAGAUCACGGACCAGACGAAUCCGACAAUAAUAGGGCAUGUGAGUAACUGAAGGAAUGCAGCAAGAAGAUUCGUACCAAAAGAGUUCCAUCGCGAUUCAGAACGCGGAUCAGAACAGCACCAUAUGGAAAAGGCAGAUAUUGA